Penicilliopsis zonata CBS 506.65 is the source of this 1494-nucleotide messenger RNA. RefSeq lists its product as hypothetical. The record is from RefSeq and is a predicted model, not a curated record. Gene Ontology annotation, molecular function: oxidoreductase activity. NCBI's taxonomy places the organism in Eukaryota, Fungi, Ascomycota, Eurotiomycetes, Eurotiales, Aspergillaceae. The transcript has 5 exons. Bases 1 to 1494 code for a protein of 497 amino acids.
AUGGAAGAAGCAAAGAAUGCCGGCGUUUUCCCAUUCACCCCUCAAAAGACCGACUCCAGACGUGUCAAUGUGCUGACGAUCUCUGGAAACCUGCUGGAAAUCCAGGCUUCUUGCGUCAAACACGGCAUCGAGCUGUCCCGGUUCUUCAUGACGGUGUGGGCGAUUGUCUUCUGGCAGUUCUCCGAGAAGGACUGGCUCUGCUUUGGGUUCUCAGACCUGACCAGGGACCGGAAAACGAGCGUGAAAGCAAGACUUGAUGCUCGGACUCGACUCGAUUCCCUGCUUCGGGGGGAGAGUCUGGAUCCUGAUGCACAGUCGACGAAUGAAUGCAACACGGCAGUGCUCAUUGUCAAGGAUGAUUCAAGAGACCCAGCGGAGUGGCUGGCCAACUCGGAUCUCAGUCUCGUGGUCGAUCUCGGGCAUCCAGGAAGCCUGCAACUCGUCUAUCGAUCGUCGAUGCUGUCGGAUUUCGAGUCCCGUAGCCUCGUCUCGACCACAUCCCAGGCCAUCGCCAGUAUAUCAGACGUUCCGGCCGUGCAAAUCUCGCAGCUGGCGCUCGCCUCUGGACUCUACGAUAAAUCACUGUCCGAAGCAGUCCUGGACGCCAUGGAUUUCGAAUAUCCGAUGAGAACAGGAGACAGCGUGCAAUGGUAUCGAGUCGCGGGAGGGACAAGCCGAGUGAUUGAGGAGAUGGAAAGACGCAUUUCGCGCAAGCCUGAACUGGAUACCCGCGUUUCAUCCAUCGCAUACGAACCGCAGAGAGAUCCCUCACACCCGAUGUCGGUUCACGUCGACGGAGAGGCCCAUCCCCGGAAAUACUCGGCCGUGUUCAACAGUGCCAGCCUGCCCUGUAUGCGCCGAAUGAAGAUGGGGCCAGAAACGCUGCGCCCCGGCCAGCGGGCUGCUAUCCAGUCUGUGCAUUACGAUGCCUCGACCAAGAUCGCCAUCAAAAUUCAAUGUGGCCAGGCGUCGACAGACCUGGUGAUUCGGACGUGCGUGUAUCCCUCGCCAGAAGGAGGGCAAACAUGCACCGUCCUGCUCUGCUCGUACACAUGGGCCCAGGAUGCGCAGCAGAUGGCCUCGUUGGUGCAGGGAGAUCCAGACAAACUCGCACGACUACUCCGCCACAACCUCGCUCUCCUCCAUAAGGAUUACAUGGAUGGAGUCCACGGGCGAGUGUUUGGAUACGACAAGAUGCUCCGCAUCAUCGAAGAUGAGUACGAGGACCUCCAUGCGUACGACUGGUACGCAGACCCUCAUGCCUCGGGGGCCUUUGCCUACUUUGGCCCCGAGCAGUUUCGCUAUUUCUACCCAGAGCUCGUCCGGCCCGCAGCCCAUGGACACAUGUUUCUGGUCGGCGAGGCGUGCAGCGCCCAUCAUGCGUGGAUCUCGGGGUCCCUGGAUAGCGCGUACAGAGGACGGUGUGGGGGGGGGCUGCAGGAGAUUCCGGCCGAUGUCUUGGAGUGGCAGAUGUACUUGACCACUUGGCCGUAG